This is a messenger RNA of Durusdinium trenchii, 1047 nucleotides long. The record is from the annotation of a GenBank genome assembly. Lineage: Eukaryota; Dinophyceae; Suessiales; Symbiodiniaceae.
AUGCCGCCCCCGCCCUUUGAUGCAGCACUGGUCACACCCGAUGCCGUGGUGGAGGCGUAUCAGCGACUGCGACCUCACGUGCAUCGCACGAGGGUCUUUACGUGUGAACAGCUGGAUGAACGAGCAGCUCAUGGGGCCAAGAGGAGGCUCUAUUUCAAGGCAGAGCAUGAGCAAAAGAUUGGUGCCUUCAAAAUUCGUGGUGCCAUCAAUGCGAUCAGCCUUUCCUCGGCCGAUCACAUUGUAACGCAGUCCAGUGGCAACCAUGCGCAGGCGAUUGCGCUGGGAUGCAAGCUUUUAGGCAAGAAGGCUGUGGUCGUGAUGCCGGAGGAUUCCCCAGGCGUGAAAGUCAGCGCGGUGCGGGACACCUACGGUGCAGAGGUGCGCUUCUGCCAGCCCACGCAGGAGGCGCGCGAGGCCAUGUCUGCGGAGCUGGUGCAGGCGCUGCGCGCCCAGUUCGGGGAGGACCAAGCGGAGGAGAUCCAUCCGAAUCAGGACGUGCGAGUGGUGAACGGGCAGGGCUCCGUAGGAUUAGAGCUUUUGGAGCAAGAACCGAAUUUGGAUGCGAUUGUGGUCUCCAUCGGUGGAGGUGGCUUAAUCUCUGGAGUGGCGACCUAUGUGAAAUCGGUCAACAGUAAGAUUAAAAUCAUUGGUGCGGAGCCUGAGUGUGCCAAGAGUGCCUUUAUGUCCAAAAAGGCUGGUGAGUUAGUCAAGAAUCCGCCCAAUACCGUGAUCAACACCAUUGCAGACUCAGUGAAGAGCAGCCUGGGUCCAACGACAUAUCCCGUGGUGCGCGACUUAGUGGAUGAUGUCUUCACUGCUACGGAGCAGGAGAUUGAAGAUGCCACGAGAUUGAUGAUGGAACGAGGGAAGCAGGUCAUCGAACCGGGAUGUGGACUUGCUGUGGCAGUGGCCACCUCCUCACAGCUCUAUGAGAAGUAUCCAGAACUCCGGAACGUGGCAGUUGUGCUUUGUGGUGGCAAUGUGGACUUGGACCACUUGCCGUGGACACAUCGCAAGAGGAAGGCGGACGAGAUGGGCAGCACUUGA